Messenger RNA from Folsomia candida, 7632 nucleotides. Its product is annotated as NACHT domain- and WD repeat-containing protein 1. The coding region runs from base 1912 to 6063 and encodes 1383 amino acids. Lineage: Eukaryota; Metazoa; Arthropoda; Collembola; Entomobryomorpha; Isotomidae. The transcript is spliced from 31 exons. The record is from RefSeq and is a predicted model, not a curated record. Gene Ontology annotation, molecular function: protein binding.
GGAGAUCAGUCGGUGGAGCCAGGCAGAAGAAGGACUUUUCCCCGUUUUAUAUAUUUUCUCAUCCUUGUAAACGCAUUCCUCGGACAUUACAACUCUCAUUCCAUGCCAAGAAGUGCAAACGGCAAGUCCUGCUCUCUCCCACAGACUCGACCCAGUCCAACUCUCCGGACUGCAUUUCUUCACUCUCUUCCUCCUCGCCAUCAAUUUCAAAUUCCAAACAAUAACUACAAGCUAUCAUUCAUCAUCAGCAGCAGCAUUACAAGUCUGCAUAUAUUUUCCUCCUCGUCUCCUUAGCGUUCCCAACUCUCCUCAACUAAAUACUUACACAUACACACAUCAGCCUCUUUCUUAAGCGUGAGAACAGUGUGACGCCAGAAUAGUAUUGCCAUACAUAUUAUCAUUAUUAUUGCACCAUCCCGUGUACUCCAACUAAAAACUGCUAAAUGACCUUCUCUCACUUCAUCCACCACUACUUUGGCAAUAUCGUCCUCCUCACUGCUUUUGUGCCGCUACACAUACCGCUGUUUUACUCUCGACAUUUGAUUCAUAGAAAUCUCUUGCAAUAAAAUAAUAUUACACGUUCCUCGUUGACCAAUCUGCCAUCACUCAAAAUUCUUACGACUCCAACAAAGCCAGAGUUCUUGCGGGGUUAUGUUACAUACGUCGUGGACGGGUUUCAGACACACGGACCGAAUGCACCACAGUAAUAACUUAAUAAUUACUGGUGAAACGUGCUAAGUGAGUGUAGCUGCAAGUGAACAUACUGAUUUUCUACGCGAGACUCCAGUCUUGGUGCAGUAUUGGUGGUUAUUUACAAGACCGGAUCAAUUCUUGUGGUCAUUAUUAUUUACCAAACUGGCGAGACCUGAUUGAUUCAACUUUCAUCAACCGAUAAUAAAAAUUGAAACGUUCGUGAUUCAUCUGACCUGAAAAGUGGAGAUAUUAUUAUUGCAUCAAGUUGAAUUGGACAUUUAUUGGAGCCUGUAAUUGGACUCACUUUCUGAAGCCAAGAAACUUCCUCAAUGCUAUUUGACAUGGUUUAUAUAAAGUGACAAUUAGUGAAAAUUACUGACGAGUGCUUUGAACUCUGCAGUUUCUCUGAACCGAAUCAACACAAAAAAUUUCCCAGAUAUCUACUGAAUUCAUCCUUAACUAGAUUUUGAGCCGCAACUUCCCUACGCUUGGAUUAUCGGUCUACUGCUACGAAAUUAUUCAGCUGAGCAUCCAAGGACCAGAAGAGAAUAUUGCGAAUAGGUACACGGAGAACGGACCCGUUAUCCAGAAUAAAUAGGACUUGCAUAAGCUGUCGUGGAAGGAGAGUAACCUUGACCUACUGCCCCACGGUGCGGUCUGGUGAAACUUGAAAGCACGUUCGUCCCAGAACGAACGGUGUGCUGCUAACCUAAUCACAAAGUAUGAUCUAUAUAGCAAACAACGGCACAAUGCGAGAGAACCAACAUUGUUCAACUAGCCACACAACUGCUGCUCCGAAUUCGGGGAAUUGAACUUGUCCCCCACCUGACAGCUUCCCUGCACCAGUUCCUACUAUAAAUCCUCUAUGAAGGCGUAAAAGUGCGUGGGGUGUUUUCUCCUCAUCAUGAUAAAGGUCAGGCAGCAACAAACCGCAUCGUAAUCAAAUGCAGUGUGUUAUCCAAUGAGCCAAUGAUUCAGCAUCAAUUACGAAGCACUGGACCCCUUUUUAGCCGUCAAAACAGAUUAGUCUGCGGCCAGGAAAAUUUGGAAAAUAAUGUUGUAGACAGUGACUCACACUCACCGAGUAUGCGAUAAUCGUAAUUUGAUCAGACUCGCAAACACCCCGACCGACCGUGAGGCAUUGCCAGAUUUGGAGCUUAUCUCUGUGUUAAACAGUCGCCCUUUUCUUCUCGCUCGUGUCCCAUCCACGGUUGAACCAUGGGAAAUCUUUGUUCCAAACGCAAGAGUAGCGAUAGCAUCUCCGAGAAAUCGGACGACAUUGGGUCGACAAAGAAGUCUCGAGAGACGCCUGAGAAACAGGACACACCCCAAAACCACGCUGAUUAUGCGAAACGUCAAAAUGGGGGUGCAACAGGUCAGCCAACUACGUCACCAACUCCAGUACCAGCAGGUGCGAAGGCAGAGCAGCCCGUCGCCCCAACGCCCGCUGCGUCCACCAAAAAUAGAAAGGCGGCGGAUUCUUCGUAUUCAGGAGAUUCCGUGUCGUCGCCAUCCACUGUGGAUAUUCCCUUCCCAUUCGAGCUUCCGCUGGAAAUGAAAAAACAGACUGACAACGUGAAGAAUCUCAUGCUGGGACGAGUGGCCAAGGUCAAGCCGGUCUUGAAAGGAAGGAAAAUCAACCUGUACAUUUGCGCCUCAUUUUCACAAGACUUUCGACUGGAGAAAGGAAUUUUCCACACCGUUGUGUAUCCGGCUCUCCGGGAGCUCUGUUCUAGUCGAGGCUACGAACUCCAUGUCACUGAUCUACAUUGGAAAACGGAUCUCGAGAAUCAACAAGAUCAUCAAUUUCCAGAAUUGUGUUUAGGAGAACUCCAACGCCAGUUGGAAGUCUCGUACGUGGUCCCCGUCCUAUUUUUAAGCAACUCUUUAGGUGAAUCUCUACUACCGAAAACGGUAGAGCAGCAAGAUUUUGAAAUGUCAUUAAAGAACGUUGGCGAUGUCGAGAGUCGAAGUUUAUUGGAAACCUGGUAUGAGAUUGACACUCACGCGGAACCUCCUUGCUACCGACUCAAACCCGUCUCUGCUCAUUUACCUAAAGUUCGGUCUACCACGGAGGAGGAGAAGAACCAAGCAAUAAAUCAAUGGCGUGGGAUUGUGGAGCAGAUAUUGGGCAUUUUUCUGCGAGUCUUUCCUGCAGAGCUGAGAGAUACGUACCUAACGACUGUAAUUGAGCAGGAAAUCCACAAUUCCAUCUUCAUGAGCAGAGAGGUGGGCAAGAGGUCGGUGUGGUGUCACAGGGUGUUCACACAACUCCCAGCUGGACAGGACGCCAAUGACUCCACUCCGCUCACCAAGGAGAAAAGUCGGAGAUUGGAAGCACUGCAUAACGAAUUAAAGAAUCAACUAUCCACAAGUCACAUUCUCCGUUUGCUGGUCAAAUGGGAGGCGGAUGGCUUAUCUCAGGAUAAUGCAGAGCAUGCCGCGUAUCUUCAAGAGCUCUCUGGACAACUUUCUACCCAACUAAAAUCCAUUCUGGACGACAUUAUUGAAGAGGACAAGGGCAAAGCCGUGUGGAAGUCAUCGUAUGGUGUCGAUGGAUUGCUUUGUUCCGAAUUGAUGCAACACACCAUUUUCUGCCAGCAGUCUGCCAAUACUUGUUCCAUACCGUUAGAGAAUACCCUUAGUGCUAUCAAACAAUAUAUCGCUAGUGACAAGUCGUACCCACUGGUUGUUCAUGGAGUGAAGGGAUGCGGAAAGACAUGCUUGAUAUCCCGAGCUGUUCAACAAUGUCUCAACUGGUUCCCCGACGCCUUGAUAGUUUACAGAUUCGUAGCUCUCACUCCCGAAAGCUCCACUCUUGUUCAAAUCCUUCGAACCGUGGUGAACCAACUGACCUGUCUCAUCACUGGAAGAACUUUCUGGAUACCACACAAUGUCGACUGCUAUCGGAAAGAGUUGUUCAAAUUGGUGUCUUCAAGUCCACAAGCCUCUUCUAUCAUUAUCAUUAUCGAUGGAAUUGAUGAGUUGGAUCCGCUGGUGGUGUCAGAGUUGAGUUGUUGGCUGUCGGAAGAAAUGCCCUCAAGGAUGAAGAUAAUCAUGUCGUGUUCAGAGGCUUCAGAGGACACCUCCGUCUUUCAGAUUAUCAAGGCCAGUUUGAAGCACGAAGACGCUUUCAUCUCGGUGCCGAAUCCGAAUCAAACAGCGGCUGAAGGGCUUCUAACUGCGACUUUGCUUCAAUACUGCCACAGUGCUGACGGUGACCUUCAAAAGAAAAUCUCGUCUCGAUUGAAGCACUGUACACUGCCUCUCUACAUUAAGGUGCUGGCUUGGCAAGCGUCCAUUGGAUCCGUCGACCUGUCUGGGACUGGUGAUACCCGAUCCGUAAUCAACGAUCUGUUUGACUACCUGGAAAAGUCCUUGGGCAAAGAGAAGGUGGAGUACACCUUGGCGUUGCUGUGCGCAUCUCGCUACGGCCUGUGUGAUUCUGAGAUUUUGGAUUUGCUCGCCCACUCGCCCACCUUCUGCUCCAGUGUCACCCAUCUUGACUGGGCUCCAGCGAGCUUGUUCCUGGCGCAGUUGUGCCAAAGUCUGGGACCCUUUUUGGAGUGGGGGUCGGCUGGCGGAUCGUUGGUAAUCCGAUGGAGGGACCAACUGAUGAGUGAAAUUGCCAAAGAACGCUACCUGGGGAAGGGCGAGACGUCUAAAAAGACUCGCAAACUGCUCCUCGACUAUUUCAAGUCAAAUUGGAAGGACAAGAAGAACGGGCGCUUCCAGAGCCAGCCGUCUGAGGUGCAACCGGGCAACAGCUAUCAAAGGAGGAAAUUGGAAGAAAUUCCAGUUCAGGAAUUUCACUUGGAUGGCUCCAUCAAGAAGUCGUACUUGUGUAACUUGAAGUGGUUGGUUGAGAAGCUCCAGGGAUCCUCGGUCUACAAUGUUAUCGAGGACAUUGUGAUGGAGUCCAAAGGCGAUACGGCCAACCUGGACGCAGACCUUUCCCUUCUCCUCAAAGUACUCGAAAUGAGUGCAAAUGCGCUGAGCUAUGACGGCUCUCAAUUUUUUGGCCAAAUUUACGGCAGAUUGCAAUCCCUGAUCCAGAGCAACUCACCUGACGUGAGCAAAUGUUCCUUUAUGAAGAAAGUGUACGAGGAAUGUGAGAAGCCACGAGUCCCGUCCUUUGUCCCCUUGUCCUCCACUCUCCUUCACAACCCUCACGACCUCGCUGCACUCCUCGCACAGGAAUCAAAAUCCUUUCAAGAGUUGGGAGCCGGAGAAGUUUAUUUUGAUCAAAUUACACGGUUAAAAUCCGGAAACGAGUAUGUCGUCAGCCUAUCCACGUCCAACGAAGAGGUGAUCGUGUGGGACGUGAAUCAAGCCAAACCAGUUCGGACCCUGCGUGGCGUGCCUAACCCCAACGACUUGAAAAUCAUUGAUAACACACGAGUCGUGCUUUUAUGCGGAAGAGAACUUCAGAUUUUUAAUUUAGAUGAUGGGUCUUUUGUGAGCAAAAUGAAGGGGAUCAUGAAUCAAAAGAUGCCCUACUACUCGCCAGUAUCAGUCCCUGCGUCAACUGGACUACAUGAUGAGCAUCACAUCGUGUCCUUGUCUCGAAACCGAAUGUACGUGAAUCUUAUGAAUUUGACGAGUGGAGAGUGCAUCUCGACUUUCAAAGUGGGUGAAGAUCGCUUUCUCAAUUCUUUGAUCGUCUCGGAAAAUGGAAAGAUUUUGGUUUGUGGGGACGAGACACAAAAACCUUUCCCACUUUUAGUUUGGGACCUUAAUUCCAAGAAAUUAAUUUAUGAUCUUCGCAUCCCGCAUCACGAAUUUGUGACCAAUCUGUCGGCAAUCACAAAGGAGGGACAUUUCGUCUGUUGCGUUUGCAGGGAAGUGGAUGAUCCAGGACCCAACUUUAUUGUAGUUUAUGACCUUCAAAGUGGCACAUUGUUCAAAAAGUGGAAGCCUGGCUACAGCACUCACGCCAUUGCCAUUUCUGCACAAGGAGGUUGUGUUAUCAAUUCGCUGGAAGACAAUCGAAUAUUGGUGUGGGACUUGGUUACUGGAGCCUGUAAGCACUCCUUGCACAAACACACUGCCCCUGCGGACACUUUAUUACUGGAUCAUACGGGAGCCAGGUGUCUGUCCUACGACUCGAUAGGCAGAGAUCGUACCGUUUGUCUCUGGGAUUUAGCCACAGGAACAUUGUUUGCCUCAUUUACGCCCGAUCUCCCUUACUCCGCCUGCGAGGUGUCCAAUGAUGGCUGUGGCGUUGUUUUUGGUUUCAAAGGACGUCGAGACGUAGCCACAAUUCUGUACAGGACGGAGCAAUCAGAAGAGAAGGUUGAUAAAGAAGAGAGCUUCGGAGAUCCCGAGAACGCUGGGAAAAUAACAGAUCUGAAAAGUUCCGACAAAUAACUUGACUAAUCAGAGUUAUUAUCAUCACGGCUGACCACACCCACUAUGUAGUUCAUUAAGAAUAACAAAGAGGCGCGUAGGAGCUUUUAAUUUCACAAUCGGAUACGAAAGAGCACGUUUAGCAGACCACGUAUGACCCGCGUAUAGGCUCAACAACAACUCAUAAGAUGUUCAACAACGCUACAUGUCACAUUCGAAUGAUUUUAAUUUUUACCUGUAUAACAAAUCGCAGAAGCUCAACCGUUAUUUGCACAUCUAGUCAUCUCGAGCUUCCCUAUUUUAACACUGUAGCCUAUGUAUUGCUAUCGAGCGUUCAAUUCAGGUGCAAUUCCACAAUGAUACAUAAGAUAUAUUUAUUCAUAAGGGUAUCAAUAUACAAAAUUAGAACCCCUCUUCAACCCCUCUGGUUUUGUCGACUUUGUUUACCCCGAAUAAUUUUACUAGUGACUUUUAUUAUGUUUUUUAUCGUUACUUCGUUGUCGUUUUCUUAAUUUGCCAGCUCCUUAAUUGUGAGGUGAGUUCAUUGUAUUAUUAAACAACGCUUGACGCUUCCACUACUAUUCUACUUAUUGUUACUGUUAUUACAUGAAGUGCGUACGUCCUUGUAUGCACUAUAAUCGACGUAGAACGUAAGACCCGUAGGUGCCACGAACCGUCUUAUCCUCCUCCCAGCUGGUUUGGGAUUUUAACGAUCUAACAUUUAUAUAUGUACGUAUAAUAUAUCAAAUAUAAUAUUAUUAAUUUUAGCUGGUAAACGUUCGCCUGAUAACGUUUUCUCUGGAAGCAAUCGUUAUUCAUUUUGUGUUUAACAGGCUUUUUAAUUACGCAAAUAGACCAAUGAGUUCUCUCACAGUCUAGCAAUCUACAAACAAUUUCCACAAUUUGCUUAAUGAAGAUGAAGAAAUUAAUCUCAUGCGUUCAACUAAUCAUCCUUUGAAAAAGUUUUAAUUAAUUUGGCUAAACUUGGACAAAUCAACAUAAUCUUCAUAAUCGGUUACGAACUAAAUCUAUAAAUACUUAAUGUCAUGCACAUUACACACUAAUUGUUGUGCUGACGAGUAGGAAUUCGUACACCUCGUAUCUCGUUCUGGUAACUUGCUGUACAAGUUACUAUGAGCAUUCUUCCCCAUUUUUCAUAUAAUUUAGUACUUGAUAGCCAAUUUUAGACAUCUCCACUCUGAACGCUUGAUUUAAAACCCUGUCUGUACUGUCAUUAUCCUGGUAAUCAUGUGCUUAUGUGGUUGUAUUUAGAUGAGAUAUUUUGUCUUCUUGAAUGGAGCAGGAGAGACAACAGCUUAUUGUCUCACGUUAUAGCACGAAUAAGAGGAAUAUAUAAUUUGUAGCAGAUCAAUAGUAUAUUUAUGAAAGAAUAAUUGGUGUGUGGAAAAUGUUGCUGGACGAUAAUUUUUGUGAAUCAUAGAAAUGAAUGAACGAUUAGAAACGAAGCUCACAAUUUAAUGAAUAGAUUUCAUUAAUUGCUAUACACAUACCGUCUCUUAUGUUUUGUGUACAAAGUUUUAAGUGAAGAAAUAUGAUGUCUAAUAAAAUAUACCCGUCUUAUUGUCGUUA